CGUCAGAUUCUCCGGAACCAUGGUUCCACUGUCAAUUUUUUAUUUGCCAUCCUGUCCUGACCAGCUCUGGGUUCCACACAGUCUCAUCCAAUGGGCAUAGAAGUCUUUUGUCUGAAAGUAAAGUGACCAAAUCAUAUAGCUGAUCUCUUGCCAUCAUCUGUGCCAAGGGCAUUAAUGCAUGGAGGUAUUUACCAAAACAACAACACUACCUUGUGUAUAUUAUUUAUAGGGAUUACGUGUUAUGGUAGUAAGAAUUGUGUAUAUGAAUGUUUCUUUGCCUGUAUCAGAAGACUCUCCUAGUCUCUCCAUUAAGCUAUUGUGAGCAAGGAGCAAGACUCCAGCAUCAAAGGAAAAUAUUUGUUGUUUUAAAGCAUUGUUUGCCAUUUUAUUUAACCUGUAUCUAGCUUUCUAAUUUUUUUCAGUUGCUCAGUUGAAUGAAACAUAUGGCUACGUAAACACCGCUGUUAAUGAAACUGAAAUUGUAGGCUGUCCUUCAGUUCAAAAGUGGUGUUACUACAUUCCAGCAAUGACCAUAGCUCAGUUUCUCCUUGGUUAUGCCUUUACAGCUGUUGGUUAUCCAAUUGCUGUCACACUCAUCCAGACAAUAUUUUCCAAGAUCCUUGGACCACGGCCUCAGGGUGUGUGGAUGGGGUUAAUGACAGGAGCAGGAUGUCUGUCACGUGUCAUGGGACCAGUAUUUGUCAGUUUUGUCUAUACUCGUUAUGGUACCAUAUGGACUUUUGGAAUUACCACAGCAAUGAUGAUUGCAUCCAUGGUGUGGCUUCAGCUGGUAGAAAAACGACUUGUGGCACCAGAUCUACCACCCGUUUCACAAACUCAUGUUGAACUUCAAGUCCUUUCUUCUGAAGUGAUUAAUGGAAAGCCCAGUUUAGAAGAAUAUAAACCUCUGCAGAAAAAGUCUGAUUCAAAUUGCACUUGAUAGGAAAAGAAAUAAUAACAAUUUCUAGCAAAUGUGCAGGGGCACAUGAAGAACAAGAUAUGAUAUGUUGUGAAAUACUUGUUCAAACAAGUUAGAAGUACUGUGAUAAAGAGAUGAUUUCUUUUCAAGUAUACAAUAUUAAUAGGCUGGAUCUGAUAACAAAUUUUAUUCACCAUGUAAUAAGUUAUGAAAUUAAGAUGAAAAUUUACAUAUAUUUUAUCUGGAGACUGUAUGUAUAAACAAAUCUGUAUAAGCCUUAAUUUAUUGAAAAUAUCAUCUUUCUCUUUAUUUAAUCUGGAAUGAUAGGACUCACAUAACAUUAAUAAUGUUAAGCUAUAUUUUAGAAAGCAUUUCUGUUAUAAUAAUCAUGAAGUGGUUCUGUAUUGAGAACUACAGAAUACCAAAAGGAGAGGUAAGGAAUAGCAACUUAAUAGAGAUUUCAACUAGAAACUGCUGUGAAUGUGGAUAUCAGUGUAAGUCUUAAAUAAUGGCUAAAAUUGCCUUUGCACUGCUCUACACUUCGGUCACAGAUGGGUUAGUUCAUAGUGAAGUCUGUGUUGCAGCUUUUUUUUAAAAAAAACUGUACCUUUAUUCAAAUGUCAAAGUACAUCAUUCCACAGACUGAACUGUUACUUGGACUGAAAAAAAAGGCUUGAGAAAGAUUUCUCAGAAACUUGUUUUGUCUGUAACAUUGUGGAAAUUUCCUUACCACAGGUAAUUAUUUCUUCAUACUAGGUUUAGGUUCUUCUGUACUGAUUAUGGUAUUCGGAAAAAACGAAUUAGACAUUUCAAUAUUUGGUAUUUCAGAUGAAAUUACUAUAUGUAUUUUGUUUAUGAUGUCUUUAUAAAUCCAUUUAUAGCAAUAACAAAAUUAUACGACAUUUGAAAACCUC
This is a messenger RNA of Zootermopsis nevadensis, 1833 nucleotides long. NCBI's taxonomy places the organism in Eukaryota, Metazoa, Arthropoda, Insecta, Blattodea, Termopsidae. The record is from RefSeq and is a predicted model, not a curated record.